Vigna umbellata (rice bean) is the source of this 1077-nucleotide messenger RNA. RefSeq names its product (+)-neomenthol dehydrogenase-like. Lineage: Eukaryota; Viridiplantae; Streptophyta; Magnoliopsida; Fabales; Fabaceae. Gene Ontology annotation, molecular function: oxidoreductase activity, acting on the CH-OH group of donors, NAD or NADP as acceptor. Gene Ontology annotation, cellular component: membrane. The record is from RefSeq and is a predicted model, not a curated record.
CGCCACUACAAAACUUUGUAAGUGUCCCAGUCAACGAAGCUACCAAAAAAAACAUCAUCGACUAUAAAAUAAGCUGGUACACUUCAUUAUAUUUGCCACCUGGUUUUGGGGAAAACCACUAACAUUAUUAACACAUCCAUUCAGUUUCAGCAUUUCUAUGGCAGAGCAAAAUCUAAGGUAUGCUGUUGUAACUGGAGCAAAUAAAGGGAUAGGGUUUGAGACUGUUAAACAGUUGGCCUCAAAUGGAGUGAAGGUGGUGCUCACUGCCAGAGAUGAGAACAGAGGCCAAGAAGCCAUUGGGAAAUUGAAAGAUUAUGGUCUCUCUGAUUUGGUGACUUUUCACCAGCUCGAUGUCACUCACUCUGCUAGUAUUCGUUCUCUAGUAGAAUUUGUUAAGACACAGUUUGGGAAACUUGAUAUUUUGGUGAACAAUGCAGGAAUAAAUGGUGUCAAUCUGGAUGAAGUGGAGGAGGGAUCAGCAUUUAACUGGGGGGAACUCACUCAAACUUAUGAGAUGGUUGAAAAGUGCCUAACAACAAACUACUAUGGUGCAAAGCAAGUAACUGAGGCAUUUCUUCCCCUUCUGCAAUUAUCCAACUCUCCAAGGAUUGUGAAUGUUUCCUCCCAAUCGGGAUUGUUAAAGAACAUAGCAAACGAAUGGGCUAAAGGGGUGCUUAAUGAUGCUGAAAAUCUUACAGAAGAGAAAAUAGACGAGGUGCUCAGAGAGUUUAUCAAAGACUUCAAAGAAGAUUCCUUAGAAACUAAAGGCUGGCCAACCUUGGUAUCUGCCUAUAUUGUCUCAAAAGCAGCCAUGAAUUCAUACACAAGGAUUCUAGCAAAGAAGCAUCAAAACAUGAUUAUUAACAGUCUGUGCCCGGGUUUUGUGAAAACAGACAUCAACAAAAACUCUGGCAUCUUAUCAGUUGAUGAAGGUGCUGCUAGUGUUGUGAGAUUGGCACUUUUUCCUGAUGGUUCCCCUUCUGGCCUUUUCUAUGUUAGGCAAGAAUUGUCCAACUUUUAAAUUUGCAUUCAUGCAGUUACAAUAAUACAAUGCAAUUGAAUAAAGGGCCUCUUGCU